Messenger RNA from Amblyraja radiata (thorny skate), 2157 nucleotides. RefSeq names its product very long-chain acyl-CoA synthetase. Gene Ontology annotation, cellular component: endoplasmic reticulum membrane; plasma membrane. Gene Ontology annotation, molecular function: long-chain fatty acid-CoA ligase activity. Gene Ontology annotation, biological process: long-chain fatty acid metabolic process. The transcript has 10 exons. The record is from RefSeq and is a predicted model, not a curated record. Lineage: Eukaryota; Metazoa; Chordata; Chondrichthyes; Rajiformes; Rajidae. Bases 41 to 1900 code for a protein of 619 amino acids.
CCCACUUCAGCGGGCAGGACCAAGGCAUUGCAGCGGCGGGAUGUUGGUGCUGUGGCCGCUAGCCGUGGCGCUGCUGGCGACAGCGGGUUUGCUCUGGGCUCCAUGGCCGCAGUCAUGGUCGGAGGUGCCGAUGGUGUGUCGGGCGCUGGUGUCGGCGCUGCGGCUGUGGUGGUGGUCCCGCCAGCGGCCGCCCCCAACCUUGCUCGAUGUGUUGUUGCGGAGGGCGCGGGAGAACCCGGACAAGUUGCUGCUGCUGUUCGAGGGCCGGGAGUUGACCUACGGCCAGCUGGACGCCGACAGCAACCGGCUGGGUCGGGCUCUGCUGGCGGCCACCGCGCUGAGUCCAGGGGACUGCGUGGCGCUGCUGCUGCCCAACGGGCCGCUCUUCCUGACCGCCUGGUUCGGCCUGACCAAGCUCGGCUGCGCCGCCGCCUUCCUCAACACCAACGUCCGAGGACAGGGGCUGCUUCACUGUUUCCGCAGUAGCGGCGCCCGCCUCCUGCUCACCUCGGCAGAUCAUUCGAGUUUACUGGAGGAGUUGUUGCCAGCUCUGAGAAAUGACAACGUGACGGUAUUCGUACUGGAUGGCGAGAAUACCGGAGGGGCUGUUGAAAGCCUGCAUGAUAAAAUCCAAGCUGCAUCCGACCAGCCACUGCCUCAGUCCCUGAGAUCAGAGGUUACUUUCCAAAGCCCUUUUGUCUACAUCUUCACUUCAGGAACAACAGGUUUGCCUAAGGCUGCCAUCAUCAAUCAUUUGCGAGCACAUCGGAUGGCGAGCUUCAUGACGGGAUGCGGGUUUGAUAGCAGUGACGUCCUGUAUAUCACCCUGCCUCUGUACCACAGCUCUGGCUCCCUGCUCGGAAUCUGCAGCUGUAUUUCUGCAGGUGCAACUGCUGUCUUACGAUCCAAGUUCUCUGCCAGUCAGUUCUGGGACGACUGCCGAAAGCACAAUGUGACGGUUAUCCAGUACAUCGGGGAGCUGCUGCGCUAUCUCUGCAAUGUUCCCAAGAAGAGCAACGACCGGGACCACAUGGUGCGGAUAGCAGUGGGGAAUGGUGCUCGGGCAGAUGUCUGGAAGGAGUUUUUAAACCGAUUUGGAAAUAUCCGCGUUUGUGAGUUUUAUGGUGCAACAGAAGGGAACGUUGGCUUCAUGAACUACGUAGGAAAGGUCGGUGCAGCAGGAAAAGUGAACUUCUUCACUAAGAUGCUGCUGCCUUUUCACUUGGUGAAGUAUGAUGCUGAACUGGAAGCUCCAGUGCGAGAUGCCAAUGGCCAUUGCAUUGCGGUACCCACAGGAAAGGUUGGGCUUCUUAUUGGAGAAAUCACCCCCAAGACCCCAUUCAUCGGAUACGUGGGAAACAAAAUCCUGACUGAGAAGAAGCAUCUGAGGGACGUGUUCCGCAAGGGAGACAUUUACUUCAAUAGUGGUGACCUGAUGAUGCUGGACCAUGACAACUUCAUCUACUUCCAAGACCGAAUUGGGGAUACGUACAGAUGGAAAGGAGAGAAUGUGUCUACAGUCGAGGUGGCUGAUGUCUUGUCCAUGCUGGAUUUUGUUCAGAAUGUCUGUGUGUACGGAGUGACUGUACCAGGGAAUGAGGGGAGAAUUGGGAUGACUGCCAUCCAGCUGCAUUCUGGGAUGGACAUGGAUGGAGAACAGCUGUAUGAACAUGUGGUAGCUAACCUCCCGGUUUAUGCCCGUCCACGCUUCUUGAGGAUGCAGAAAGCGAUAGAAACCACAGGGACCUUUAAAUAUUAUAAAGUGAGUCUGGUGAAGGAAGGUUUUAAUCCGGAUGUUGUCCAAGACUGCCUCUUCAUCCUUGAUGACAAGAAAAAAGCUUAUGUUCCAAUGGAUCAAGAGAUCUAUCAAACUAUUAUCAGUAACCAGAUCAAACUGUAACUGUAGAACUGCUCCAACACAGAGUUAGGUAAACGGUACUGCGUUUCAGUUCUAUUUUAAUUCUAGUGGUUUGUAUAAAGAUAUUUCCUGGCUCUGAGGUGAAAUAUGAAAGAUCAUUGUGCAGGUAUUUUGUGGGACAUGAGAUGAAACGUUUCAAUAAUAAUGGAGAUUCAUGUUUCUUGUAAAAAGAUAGGAAAAUAGAAAUAGCUAUAAAAAAAAAUUAAAGGAUGUAUUAAAUAAAGGCCUUUGAACUUGUA